AUGACUGCCACAGCUAAUAUGAAAGCAACCGAUCCUGUUCUUGAGGCUACUGAUUCUGAGCAAAGGCAUGUCGUUGUAGUAGCCAUGACUACCUUCAGAGGCUAUCUGGCAAGGAAAGCUCUUCGGGCACUUAAGGGGCUUGUAAAGCUGCAGGCCUUGGUAAGAGGCCAUAACUUUCGAAAGCAAGCAAAUAUGACUUUUAGAUGCAUGGGGGUAUAUGAACAACGUAAGGAGAGGCUUUCAAACGAAGGAAGAAUAGGUUCCUCCAUUCGUGAACAAAAUAGCUUAUGGGGAUCAUGUUUUGCUGAGAUCAAGUCCAUGUCUAGAGAUGAAAGUGGCAUUGCCAAUGAUUGGAUCCCUUCGAAUGACCACCCACAAACAAUAGAGGACAUUCAAGCCAUGUUACAGAGAGCAAAGGAGGCUGCCUUAAAUAGGGAAAAGGCCCUGGCUCAUGCCUUCUCUCACCAGAUGUGGAGUACUAGUAGGGACCCAAUUGCAAGUGAGGAAGAGUCGCACACUAUCUAUAUAGAUUUCUCCAAGUAUUUUUCUCUGGAAGAGCCAUGUGUGACAUAUCGCAAAGCUCCCAUCUACCCGUCUAAAUCCAAGCAAGUGAAGAGAUAUUACCAGAAAGCGAAGAAAGGCAGUGUAGCACAGGUGGACACUUCUCUAAUUGUUGAGGCUGUGGCAGCGAUCAAUGUUCCGAUAGCCUAG
Molecule: messenger RNA, 711 nt
Organism: Alnus glutinosa
Lineage: Eukaryota; Viridiplantae; Streptophyta; Magnoliopsida; Fagales; Betulaceae
Product: protein IQ-DOMAIN 18-like
Exons: 3
Coding region: 1-711 (236 amino acids)
Molecular function (GO): protein binding
Source: RefSeq, a predicted model, not a curated record